This is a messenger RNA of Rhagoletis zephyria (snowberry fruit fly), 383 nucleotides long. Its product is annotated as diptericin-A-like. NCBI's taxonomy places the organism in Eukaryota, Metazoa, Arthropoda, Insecta, Diptera, Tephritidae. The record is from RefSeq and is a predicted model, not a curated record. Gene Ontology annotation, cellular component: extracellular region. Gene Ontology annotation, biological process: defense response to bacterium.
AUGUUUACGAACGUAUUUAUUUCAAUUUGCAUUCUAACAGUUGCAUUGGCUUAUCCUCAACAACAGCAGCCACCACGGGACAAAUGGCAGAGUCCACCGGACUCUCAACGCUUUAAUCCUCAGUUGAAUAUUCAGGGAGGUGGUAGUCCUCAUAAAGGCAUAGAUUUAAACGUUGACACUCGUGUUCCCGUUUGGCAGAGUAACAACGGACGACACUCGUUUGAUGCAACUGGACAAUAUUCGCAGCAUUUAGGUGGACCCUAUGGAAACAGUCGACCAAAUUGGGGUGCAGGUGGUGUAUACACCUAUAGGUUUUGAGUGAGUGUUAUAAGAAAUUUGUUAAAAUACAUAUGUAAAUAAUAAAUUGUUUGAGUUUGUGGUAA